Oryza sativa Japonica Group (Japanese rice) is the source of this 3352-nucleotide messenger RNA. Its product is annotated as plasma membrane ATPase-like. Lineage: Eukaryota; Viridiplantae; Streptophyta; Magnoliopsida; Poales; Poaceae. The record is from RefSeq and is a predicted model, not a curated record. Gene Ontology annotation, biological process: regulation of intracellular pH; proton export across plasma membrane. Gene Ontology annotation, cellular component: plasma membrane. Gene Ontology annotation, molecular function: ATP hydrolysis activity; P-type proton-exporting transporter activity; ATP binding.
CUUUAGCUCCACUGGAUCGAGAAAACCAAGCACAGAUCCAACAAACGCCCAAAGAAAAAGUCUUUUGAGAUACACACCAAUGAGCCUAACUGACUAGCUAGCGAUCGAAACACCCUGCUCCAGAUCGAUCUGGCCUAGCUAGGGACCUUGCUGCGGGGGGGCAACCAUGUCGGUCUCACUGGAGGAUCUCAAGAAGGAGAACGUCGACCUCGAGAGUAUACCGAUCCAGGAGGUGUUCGCCGUGCUCAAGAGCUCGCCGCAGGGGCUCACCUCCGCCGAUGGCAACGGCCGGCUCGAGAUCUUCGGCCGCAACAAGCUCGAGGAGAAGAAGGAGAGUAAGCUGCUCAAGUUCUUGGGGUUCAUGUGGAAUCCGCUCUCCUGGGUCAUGGAGGCCGCCGCGAUCAUGGCCAUCGCCCUCGCCAACGGAGGGGGGCGGCCGCCGGACUGGCAGGACUUCGUCGGGAUCGUGACGCUGCUCUUCAUCAACUCCACCAUCAGCUUCAUCGAGGAGAACAACGCCGGGAACGCCGCCGCCGCACUCAUGGCCAGCCUCGCGCCGCAGACCAAGUUGCUGAGGGACGGGAAGUGGUCGGAGCAGGACGCGGCGAUCCUGGUGCCCGGGGACAUCAUCAGCAUCAAGCUCGGCGACAUCAUCCCGGCGGACGCGCGGCUGAUGGAGGGCGACCCGCUCAAGAUCGACCAGUCGGCGCUCACCGGCGAGUCGCUCCCCGUCAACAAGAUGCCCGGCGACAGCAUCUACUCGGGUUCCACCUGCAAGCAGGGCGAGAUUGAGGCCGUCGUCAUCGCCACCGGCGUCCACACCUUCUUCGGCAAGGCCGCCCACCUCGUCGACAGCACCAACAACGUCGGCCAUUUCCAGAAGGUGCUGACGGCGAUCGGCAACUUCUGCAUCUGCUCCAUCGCGGCCGGGAUGCUGAUCGAGAUCAUCGUGAUGUACCCGAUCCAGCACCGGCAGUACCGCGACGGCAUCGACAACCUCCUCGUGCUGCUCAUCGGCGGGAUACCCAUCGCCAUGCCCACCGUGCUGUCCGUGACCAUGGCCAUCGGCUCGCACCGGCUGUCGCAGCAGGGCGCCAUCACCAAGCGGAUGACGGCCAUCGAGGAGAUGGCCGGCAUGGACGUGCUCUGCAGCGACAAGACCGGCACGCUCACCCUCAACAAGCUCACCGUCGACAAGAACAUGAUCGAGCCGUUCGUGAAGGAUCUCGACAAGGACGCGAUCGUCCUGUACGCGGCGAGGGCGUCGCGAACCGAGAACCAGGACGCCAUUGACGCCUCCAUCGUCGGCAUGCUCGCCGACCCAAGCGAGGCCCGUGCCGGCAUCCAAGAGGUGCACUUCAUGCCGUUCAACCCCGUCGACAAGCGCACGGCCAUCACCUACAUCGACACCAAAGAUGGUUCGUGGCACCGCAUCAGCAAAGGCGCGCCGGAGCAGAUCAUCGAGCUGUGCCGUCUACGGGACGACGUGAGCCGGCGGGUGCACGCCAUCAUCGACAAGUUCGCCGACCGCGGGCUGCGGUCGCUGGCGGUGGCGAGGCAGAAGGUGCCGGAGGGGAGCAAGGACGCGCCGGGCACGCCGUGGCAGUUCCUCGCCGUGCUCCCGCUCUUCGACCCGCCGCGCCACGACAGCUCCGAGACCAUCCGUCGCGCGCUCAACCUCGGCGUCAACGUCAAGAUGAUCACCGGCGACCAGCUCGCCAUCGGCAAGGAGACCGGCCGCCGCCUCGGCAUGGGCACCAACAUGUACCCCUCCAGCUCUCUGCUCAAAGACGGCGACACCGGCGGCCUCCCUGUCGACGAGCUCAUCGAGAAGGCCGACGGCUUCGCCGGCGUCUUCCCCGAGCACAAGUACGAGAUCGUGCGGAGGCUGCAGGAGAGGAAGCACAUCUGCGGGAUGACGGGGGACGGCGUGAACGACGCGCCGGCGCUGAAGAAGGCGGACAUCGGGAUCGCGGUGGCGGACGCGACGGACGCGGCGAGGGGGGCGUCGGACAUCGUGCUGACGGAGCCCGGGCUUAGCGUGAUCAUCAGCGCGGUGCUGACGAGCCGCGCCAUCUUCCAGCGGAUGAAGAACUACACCAUCUACGCCGUGUCGAUCACCAUCCGCGUCGUGCUCGGCUUCCUCCUCCUGGCGCUCAUCUGGAGGUUCGACUUCGCGCCCUUCAUGGUGCUCAUCAUCGCCAUCCUCAACGACGGCACCAUCAUGACCAUCUCCAAGGACCGCGUCAAGCCGUCCCCGUUGCCCGACGCAUGGCGCCUCCAGGAGAUCUUCGCCACCGGCAUCGUCCUCGGCACCUACCUCGCCCUCGCCACCGUCCUCUUCUUCUGGGCCGUCCGCGACACCGACUUCUUCACGGUGACCACUCAUCACCCAACCUCGCACGCCUCGCCGCCGCGCGCUCUGACGCCGUGUGUUUGUGGGCAGAGGACGUUCGGGGUGCACCCGAUCGGAGGCAGCACGGAGGAGCUGAUGGCGGCGGUGUACCUCCAGGUGAGCAUCAUCAGCCAGGCGCUCAUCUUCGUGACACGCGCGAGGAGCUGGUUCUUCGUCGAGCGCCCAGGGCUCCUGCUCGUCGGCGCGUUCCUCAUCGCCCAGCUGAUGGCAACGCUGAUCGCGGUGUACGCGAACUGGCCGUUCGCGAAGAUGAAGGGCAUCGGGUGGUCGUGGGGCAUGGUCAUCUGGCUCUUCAGCAUCGUCACCUUCUUCCCCCUCGACAUCUUCAAGUUCGCCAUCCGCUACUUCCUCAGCGGCAAAGCCUGGAACAACGCCUUCGACAACAAGACGGCGUUCGCGAACGAGCUGGACUACGGGAAGAGCAAGAGGGAGGCGCAGUGGGCGAUCGCGCAGAGGUCGCUGCACGGGCUGCAGCAGGCGGAGACGUCGACGGCGCUGUUCGACGACAACAAGGACUACCUGGAGCUGUCGGAGAUCGCGGAGCAGGCGAAGCGCCGCGCCGAGAUCGCCAGGCUACGGGAGCUGCACACGCUCAAGGGCCACGUCGAGUCGGUGGUCAAGCUCAAGGGCCUCGACAUCGACACCAUCCAGAACCACUACACCGUCUAGCUAGCACCAUCGAUCUCACACGCAUGAAUACCAUACAUGAUCGAUGAUGCUGCUCGUUAGCUUGAUAAGUGAGACAGGAUAUUCUUUUUUUUUCUUUUUUUUUGGCAGCUUAAUUUAACGGGGUCAGGAGACUGUCUUAAUUUGGUCAGAUGAAUAAUGGGGGUACGUAGCUUUUGUUGUUUUAAUGGUUUUACUUUGGAGAGGUUGUAGGUUUGUUGGUACGUUUGAUUGGUCGAAGACCAGAAUAAAAUGAGGGCUAAUUUAGUA